Eimeria mitis is the source of this 588-nucleotide messenger RNA. RefSeq lists its product as uncharacterized. The transcript is spliced from 3 exons. Bases 1 to 588 code for a protein of 195 amino acids. The record is from RefSeq and is a predicted model, not a curated record. Lineage: Eukaryota; Apicomplexa; Conoidasida; Eucoccidiorida; Eimeriidae.
AUGCUGCUUGCAGCAGCAGCAUGGCCUCGUAGUGAGCAGCAGCAGCAGCAGCAGCAGCAGAAGUCUCGUCGUCAAGGCCGUAAAGGCAGCAAGAAGCAGCAGCAGGUAGUUAUGGGGGGUAGUGGAGAAUGCCGGUUGCUGCAGCAGCAGCUCCAUCAGCAGCUGCAGCAGCAGCUGCAGCUGCAGCAGCAGCUGCAGCAGCAAAGGAGACUCAGGGGAUGCACAGCCAGCACCACAAGCACAGGCAGCAAGAAGCAGCAGCAGGUAGUUAUGGGGGGUAGUGGAGAAUGCCGGUUGCUGCAGCAGCAGCUGCAUCAGCAGCUGCAGCAGCAGCUGCAGCUGCAGCAGCAGCUGCAGCAGCAGCGAAGACUCAGGGGAUGCACAGCCAGCACCACAAGCACGAUGACGAACGGCGGCAGCAUCAGCAACAUGAGCAAGUGCGGCAGCAACAUCUGCAGCAGGAGCAGCAGCAGCAACGGAUGGAGCAGCUGCUGCAACAGCAACCACAGCAUCUGUUCUGCUGUGUCUUUGUCUGCUUCUCGUCUGCUGCGGUAUGCUGAUUUCUUGGGGGAGGCUGCGGUAUGCUGA